Molecule: messenger RNA, 10784 nt
Organism: Megalobrama amblycephala (Wuchang bream)
Lineage: Eukaryota; Metazoa; Chordata; Actinopteri; Cypriniformes; Xenocyprididae
Gene: lg10h10orf71
Biological process (GO): positive regulation of calcineurin-NFAT signaling cascade
Cellular component (GO): Z disc
Source: RefSeq, a predicted model, not a curated record
ACCGUAGGCACAUGUUCAUCUGGUUAGAUACAUGCUAUCCACCACAACAACUCCACAAGUGGAUACAUGUUAUGCCACAACAAACAGGCUUUUUCUUUCUGUUGGCAUUAUGAACUCCAAUUGUGCUCAAGUGUAAUUUUGACUAUUAAGGCCUGGCACGGUACAACAGAAUUACAGGCUUGGGUUUUUUUCUUUCAUCUGCUUGACACUUGACACCACAUGGUUAUUCCAAUACUUGUGCUGUCUCAAGCCAUCAACCCAUGUUUCCAGCUCGAGCGUCUCUGCCUGAUGCCACUGCUAUUUCAGCGUGUUUCUGCUUCUGAACCCUCGUUGCUUUAGCCCCGCCGGGGCCCUUACACAAAGUGGCCUUUACAUCUGCUCUUUGUCAACUUUAAGGAGAACCCAGCAAAAGUAUUGAGAGAUCUUUUUGCUGCUGUUUGCCACAUAUAGUAUGCUACGGAUAAGGAAUGGCUUCUUUCUGAAGCACGAGAAAUAUUUUCUCUACUAAAAAAUGAGACCAGAUAAGAGCAAAAGGAAAGGAAGGCAUUUUGAUCACCUUUUAGAAGGUGAACUACUUAAAUGCAAGACACCCUGCGUCAGCCAUCUCCAAGACUGACAGGGACAACUGUGCCCUGUCCAUGAGAGUUAAGCGCGUGAAAUGAGCUCCCUGGAAAAGCGCCACACAGGCCAGCGGGGAAGCAUGCAGGGCCACCACAAAUACUCAGAUGGCUUCAGUGACACAUCCAGCAGCGGCAGCUUUAUGGAUGACACGGACAGGGAGGUGAGCAACCUCACCGAUCGUGCCUUCAGGAGCCUGUGCAUUGGAGAGGAGGCCAUUUACAAUGACUCGGAAUUCUCCUCGUCUCCGACCGAACGACAUAAGGCUUUUGCAGAGGAAACCCAGCAAAAGACAAUCUCCAAGGAGACAUUUUCAUACAAUGUUCAGCAAUAUGGGGAGGCAGAAGCACAGUCCGAGAUGGCCUCAACAUUCCAGCAUUCCUACACGGAUGUCACCCAUCAGGAACAGGCUUUUAGGGAGGGAGGCUUGUCUUAUAUGAACAAUGGCUCCAAGGAGGUGACAUGGCAGCAGAACAGGAGCUCAUCCAGAGUGUCAUCUCUAAUCAAAGCCUUUAGUUCAGGAGAGAGUUACCAUGACAGUGGGACAUGUGACAUUAUUCUGGCAAGGGAUAGGUAUAGAGACUUUGGCAGUGAAUCAUGGGACAGAUCAGCUCUGCUAAGCAUCCAGAGAGAACUCUCAGAGUUCUCAGGAUAUCAUCAGAAUUUUAAGUCAGGCCCCUUUCAGUCUUACAGAAACCAUUUUUACACAUCUGACGUGGCUGCCGCGGUGGCCCAAAUGGACACAACAGUCCUGAUGAAAUCUUCGAUAAGAAAGUUCAAGGCACUGAACUCCACAAACUGUUUUUUCCAUAGCGAAUUCAGUCCCUUCCAGCUGUGGGAAGAGUACAACAGGUUCCCCUUCGGAAGUACGAAUGUAUCAGGGUUUCUGUCAGCUAGCGAAUUCCCAAGGUGGUACGAUUCUCCCAUGUACAAAGAGCUGAAAGACAACAACAGAAUUCCGAACUCUCCCUGCGAAAGUCGACACUUCAAUCAGAGACAAAUUCAGGACGUUGUGGCACCCCAGCGCUCCAGGUCCACGGUCAUCCAGAAAGCAUUAGCAAUUGAGAAGAGGUGUGAAUCUGAGAUGGCUUCCAACUAUCCACCUUGGAAGAAAAACAAUAAUUUUGUAAGGAACAAACUUCCAGGCAAUCGACCCUCCACGGUCUCACCUACUAAUGAGAAAACAUGUAGGCCGGAUUCGAAUUUGUUUAGCAAUAACAAAGUUACACACGAGGUAGUGGUCGAGAGCACCCUGCCUAGCAGUGUGACGCCGUUCAACAUCACUCAGCUCCUCACACCGGUUAUUCACACAAGACAAGAAACAGAGACGUCUGAGAUCCUGCAGUUUGCACACACUCCUUCUGUUUCUGAUUAUUCCUCUCAGGGUGAAACUGACCCUAAACUUCAGACUGAUGUCAAACAUCUGCGUGACAGCUACAAAUCCAAAGCUUCAAGUUUGCUGUUCAACCUCAAAGACAACCGAAAAAGAGUCAAGAGUACAUACAGUCCAACUAGAUUCAAAGGGCUAGAAAUAACAGAUCGAAAUAAGCAGGCCUCAAAGCUGGAGGGCCGUGAAUCAAGAUUUUCGGAUAUUCUUGUAUCCCAAGAAACGGCUCAGGAGAAUUUGACUGGAACGGAUGCACGGGCCUCAUGUAACCUAAUCCGAGAGCCCAGUGCAGCCCCUAUCAACCCUAAAGAUUAUACCGAUCGCUUUGGAUCAUAUGAUAAUUUGACAUUAACUUCACCUCAAAUUCAGGACGGAGUCGCUAAUUACAAAUCGUUCUGUGGAAGUUCAGAAGGUCACUCUCACAGCACAGAUCCACUGGCUAACGCAGAGCUCUCAACACACAGUCUUUCAGCACAGAAUAAAAUCUCUCUGACUUCAGAAGGUCAAUUAAAAGACCUAAACGGUACUUUUAGUCCUGCUAGGCCAGAAAUAGCAAAUGUGUUUCCAAAGGCUUACCCACCGACACAUUCUAUGCUUGCUCAGACAUCAGAGCGAUACGGCCAGAGUGAUAACAUGAGUCAGAAUGAACUAAAACAAAGAAAGGAUUUUGGACGAAAAACAUUUAUUGAAUAUAGCCAAAAGGAGGCCGUUAAAGAAAGAUGUCCUUGGGACCAUAUUGGUUCUGUCAAGGAAACAAAUGGCAGAUCUGAAUCACGGCCAUUUAGAGGAGAAAUAGCAGCGCUGAUUGAGAUGGACAAACAGAGGAAGGCAACCGCCAAGCAAUACUCUGCCGACGACAGUUAUUCUGUCCGAAAGGAAACGUACAUGCAGAAAGUCAAUGAAGACAUAAAACUUGGUCGACUUGCAAAGGAGGAAGAGAAAGAGGUCAGAGAACACACGAUAUCACCCAGGAAAACAGCUUACAGUGAUAAAUCUAUACAUGACAAACAAUUAAACACAUUUUCAAAGCCUACUGAAUCAUAUGGAAUACCAAGAAACAGUCUUCAGAACAAAACAUCUCCUCUAAAGGAAGACUAUUGUGGUUUACAAAGUUUCAAUUUCAACAAUGAUCUUUUUAAAGAUGUACCAGAGCAAACUGCUUCUUCUAAUAGUAUGGCAAAGCAAAAUACAUUUGAUCACAGAGCUCAAGCACCUUUACAAGACCAUAAAGGUCAAAAGAAUGAAGGAUUGUACUCAUAUCAGCCAUAUAAGUAUGAGCGUAACAAACAGUGGCACAUGGCAUCAACAAGUGAAGAUAGGCAGAAUAAGGAAAGCAUAUGGACACAGAAACAGUCAGAGAUGAUGGAACAAACUGCUGCCAGGAGUUAUAAAAUGUACAAUACAUCGUCAAGUUCCCUACACAUAAACCACAAUGAGUUUUCCACCAACAACUGUGUAACAAAUCCUGGUUUGCAGGAUAAAGAUUCAGUCAUACCAAUUGACAACUCAGAUCAAAAUAAUAUAACUAAACAAGAAGACAGGUUUAGCAUCAAUGAUAUUCUUGCCAUUAGAGAUAAUGAGCAAGCAAGGAGACUAAAGGAUAAUACAUUUGUUUUGGCUAAAUCAGAACACUCACAAAAUCAAAUUAAAUAUGAUAGAGUUGAUAAACCUACCAUUUCAGAGCCUGUAAAAGAGCAAGAACAGCAAGGCUACAAAGUGCAGGAUGUCACAAGUCCAUCACCUGGCUAUAUAAGAAAGGAUUUCCACAAUAUAAAUGAAACAAAUAUUAGCACUGACAGAAAAGACAGAAUAAUGAGUAAAGAUACUGACAAGGUCACAACAAGAGUGUUUUCUUACAAGGAAAGAGGCCAAAGCAAACAAGAAAUACUGACGUCGAAAUUGAAAGCACAUGCUCAAAAGGAAAUAUCAGCAAUUAAAGAAAAAGGACUUGCCAAACAAGGCAUUCUUGCAAGAAAUGCAACAAAAACAAAUGUGACCACCAAUAACGAUGGUCAAGAAGGUCACUCUGUUAAGAAGGAAAUCACAGCAGACAAGCUGAAUCACUUGUUUCAAGAUAUCACUUAUUCCAGUGUAACCCAGUACAAAGAACAAAUUAAAACACACAACGAUCAUCCCAAGAAUGGAUCACCACCAUCAAUGGAAAAACAACCUCUUCAUUUUGAAGAUAAUCAGAAAGCAGUCUCGGAUAAGAAAAUUGAGAAUGUAAAAUAUAAAGCUUUGGCUCUAGAAAGGCAGAAUGACAAACAUCCAGCUGAUGAUAAAGAGAUGAAGAAAGAAACGUUUACUCUGGACGGAGGUGCAAUAGUGGCAGAUAUAAAAAAUAAUGUCCAGAAAAAUGACCAGCCAUCCAGAAUCUCAGAAGACAAACAAAUAAGUAUGUCAAGCUCAUCAGAGGAUAUAAACACUAACAAGGAAUCUGCAAAGCAGAGUCAUGAAAUGUCACCAAGUGAGUUGAUGUCAGGUCAUUUGACAGCUGCAGUCAAGACAGAAAACUCCACUUCCCAUAAUCCACCUGCACUCCAUAAUGAAAAACAAACAAUUCAGCAUGAUCAGAAAGAAAAUCUGUAUGGACGUCAGUGUACUUAUUCUGAAAAAGCUAUGACUAAACCUGCUGAUCAAACCAAAAAAGACUUACAAGUUACAAGCACGGAGACUACAAAAACUAACAGCAGUCUGAAUAAAAAUUCUCUCUUGGGAUUAGACAGAAACACACUUGGAGUUGAGGAACCUAAUGUACAUCAUAAAAGUAAGAUUACUGCUACAGUGGAGCAGUCUAAAAAUGAACCAAUCAAAAAUAGCUCUGAGAUUACAGCUAGUCAACUGACAUCCUCAUCAAGUGACAUGAAGUUUAAAAAUGGAAUUCCACCUGCUAAACGACUAAUGGAACCUGCCAAAUCAGAGCUCACCUCAAAUCUUCAAACCAAUACAUUGAGUGCAGAUGCAGAAAAGCUUAUAAAUAGAGCCUACAAACAUAAUCCUGAGGACAGUUCAGAUUCAGAGGCAUCAUCGGCGGAAAAUAUGGUCAGAAUCAACUCUGUACCAACAAAUAAUCCGGCCUCACAAAGAACCCAGGAGCCAGAAACAAUAAAACCUUUUAAUAAUGAAGAUGGACAAGCAUUAAUAAUCAAAAACAAUACAACAAAGAAAAAUGACUUGGCUAAGCAACAAAACAAUACUUCGCAGGUAAAGGCUUUGGAAACUACCUCUGCAAACCAAAUGGUGGAGAGUCAGUCCAAACCAGAAACAAAUAAGCAAUCACUAACAAAAAUAGCAUCAGCUAAAGAAAAAGAAAGCUGUCAGCAAAAAGAACUCCAUCAAGAUGAUGAAAAUACAAAGACUCUGCUCUCAUUUGACAAGAAUGAACUCCCAAGAAGCCAUCAGAGUACAUCAAGAAUAAAAAACAAUUCAGAAGCAGUAAGUAACAGUCAACAUAGAGAGAAAAGAGCAGAAAGUGCAAGCCCAAAACAAAAAGAACAAGGAUUUCCCAGACCAUUAGAAUUAUCACAUGAGAAAAACAAUCACAAGUCCACAAAAGAGUCUCAAGAAGUGAAUCCGAGCAAUUCCGAACCCAAAAAAGCAGCCGAAGACAAACUAGAACCAAAUGUUUUCUCACAGCAUAAAGUAAUAGUAGACGAGAUACAACUCAAAAGAACAAUACAGAGCCUAUUUCAACACCGAGUAGAAACCACAGCAGAUAUAUCAAACAUCACCAAUCUUACACCUAGCAAAGAGGAGCCUGCAGAGGAACCCAUGAUUUACAGUAUCUGUGUGUCAAGAAAAACAGAAGAAGCUUCAGAUGAUGAACCUAUGAUCUACAGUAUUUGUGUGUCAAGAAAGUGUCAUAUUGAUGAGCAACAAAAUCCAGUAAAACAAGAUGAGAGUUCUGUUGAAACUGAGAGAUGUGUGAAGGAUGAAAGCUUUAGUAUUAAAAAUGACAAAGCAGAAAAUGAGCAUGAUGACGUUCACAGACAGACUGAAAUGUCUUCAAACACUGAAGAAAAAGAAGACAAGAUUGAAAAAUGUGAACCGCCUGCAACUACAGAUAAGUCAAGUGUCAUAGGAAGAGUCAGUACAUCAUAUGAGGACCUCUUAGUUAAAUAUGGGCUUCCAGCCAGAGAUCACGGUCAUCUCACAUCAAAUCAUAUGCAGGAUGAGAGAGAAAGAAAAGAAAUGGAGGAGACUGAAACUCACAUCUCAUACAAACCAAUAAAGCAUGGAAUCAACGAAACUCUGGCAUCCAAAGAGAAAAGCUUAGAUAACACACAAACACAUCCAGAUGACACGAGACAAGCACCCAUUCAGCAAGCAUCUGUUAAAAAUCAACCUUUAAAAGAGAAUGAGAGCAAAAUCAAGCAAGUGCAACAUUAUGAUAUCCCUUGUUCCAACAACAUGGCUAAAGAGCAACAGAGUACAGAAAACGAUACACCAAAGCUUGUUCAUUCUACAAAAGAUGCCACCCUAAUACCAAAAGAAAAAGAAAAUGUUGAACAACUAGAUCGAGAUACUCAUAAUAUUGACCCAUCAAGGUACAGUAGGAGAAAUGAUAUUCAGUCAAAGGAAAAGAAAGUUGAAGAGCAAGUGAGAAACACUGAGAAAACACAAAGUCUGAGGUUGAUAGGAAACAUUAUUGAUGAUGUAUCUAAUUCUAGAAAGUCUCCAAAAAAAACUGAAAAUGUAUCCCUGACCGCUCAACAACCUGCAAUAAUGAGUGAAUCAACAAGAGAAACAAAGGCUGAAGUUGUAAAGGCAACCAUUUCUAAUGCAUCCAUGGCAAAGGAUACAGUCAACAAAAAACUCGCUGAAAGUACAAUUCCCGGAUGGACAAUGCCUAAAAACAAGCCUCAAAUGGUGGAGAGUGAAGACAAAAUGUUUAAUCAUAGUGAUACAUUUAUGCCGCAAAAGGAAAUAAAUGGAAGAGAAACAUUCAACUUAAAAGUUCAGAAAACUACACAUGAGACAAAACAAGAGGAUUCUAUAAUAGCUAUGAAACAAGAGUCUGUUUCGAACAAAGAUGCCCAAACUUUGCAAAAGAAUGGAAAGGGGGAUAUGGGGGAGAGGAAGGCACAAGAGAAGUUACAAGUUGAAUUUAACACGGGUAAUGAAAUUACAAACAGGAUGAAGAUGGUUUCAAAAGAUGGCGCUGCCACAGAUGUUAAUAAUUAUAAGGAUAAAGUUAGUAGUAUUGGUGAGGAAGUGUGUACUGUUGUAAAACAAAACCAGGCCUCUUCUGAAGUCCCAAAAAAUCACUUAGAGAGCAUAAAAGUGUCUGCAGAGGAAGUAUCAUCAAACAAAGAAUUCAUGGCAGGCCACAAAAACCAACAUGAAGUGAUAAAGAGGGAAAAUCUGAAAGGAACGAAAGGAGCUGUGUUGACUGACCGUGCGGGUGAAAAAGACUUUACAGAGCAAAAGAAGUUACCAGUGAAGACCCUUACAGCCCAAAAUGAACCCAAAACUGUGGAUAAAAUGAAAGGGACUGGUGAAACGACACCCAAACAUACAUAUGAUGUUGUAAAAGAAAUCAUACCACAUAAGAAAAAUGGUCCAAGUGAAUCAGAAAAGACCAAAAUUAAUCCAAGGCAAGGAACAGUUCAUAAACAAGAGAUAGAUGUCUAUGAUAAUAAGCAACCUACACUGAACAGUGACAAAAGAAAGAAAGAAGACCCUGUAUUAAGUCUGAGUGGACAAAAUGAUGGUGAUUUGGAAGUUAAUGAAAACAGAAGCAGUCUAAGAGGAAAGAAAGAAAGAAAUGUUGAAACUAUGGAGACAAAAAAGGCUAAUACAAACCAGUAUCAGCCAGGGAGAAGUUUUGUCCUCGAAACAAAAGGAAGCGCAAGUUAUGAACAAGAGAAUUCUCAGUUAAGUCAACAGAACACAAGUAAAGAAGGUAUAUUAUCCAAAUCAGAGGCUACACAAAAGAACAAGAAGGGCACUAGACCAGAAAUAUCAGCUAUCGCAGACUAUGCUAGAUUGAAAGUUAUCUCUGCUGAAGAUGAUACAAAAGAUCUUGAUAUAUUCCCCAAACUCGACUUCUACAACAGUUAUGAUCAGUCAGUUUUAAGAAUUCAUAAAGAUUCACAUGUAAAUGUGUCAGAUACAGGCGGAGAGUCUAAGAGAGAGAUUAUUUCAAGUGAGAAAGGUAAAGAUCUCAAGCGAACACCUUCGCAAUUGAAAAAACAAGCAGAUAAAGAGACCUUAUCUCAAAAACACAAUCACUUGAAUCCCAGCACAAGUACAGCUCAACCAAAGCCUGUAUCACUGGCAUCUUCAGGUUCACAAGAUGGAGCCGCAUCAAUGGGCACCCAACCGAGGGCUCUAACAAAUCAUAAGGAAUUAAACACUAAACCAGCUUUAAUGGAGUAUCCAAAUAGAGGAGAAAGGAAUAAAUUGUAUCAACUCAAGAAUCCCCAAGGUGCAAAUACUGUACCAUUGCAAGCCGAAAAUACAAUAAGCAGAUCAAGACAACUGACUCAUGACAAAACAACUGAAAAGGGCAAUAUUUCUCAUUCUGGAAGACAAGAAUCCCUUGCAAACUUGCCUUCAUCUAGCACUGUACAACUGGCAGACAACCAAAUAAAUAUGGCAUCACCUGGAGAAGAAAUGGAAGAACUACAAUAUUACACAGUGAAUGCUCUUGACACUGAACUAAAACCAAAGGAAACAAGUGAACCACCUCCUCCAAGUCUCAGAAUGUCUCAAAACAAAGACUCAGUUAAAAAAUCAGAAGAAGAGAAAAAGGAAGACAGCUUGUUUUUGCAGAGUCUAACAGACUAUGGUAAAGUUCAAGCGACAGGACCGCGAUCCAACUCUUCUUCCCCAGCAAUGGGGAAACCCAUCAUGUUCAAAGUGAAGGAUAAUACCAUGAGAACGUCUUCUGUGACCAAAACCGUCAAGCCACGCUUUCACAGGUCAUUCUCCGAUGAAUUUAGGAUUGGCUCACCAAAGGAACACUUGAGCGGUUCAGAGAAAGAAGAUGAAAUUCAGCCCAAACAGACUGCUAACCCUCCAGUCUUACAUGAACCAGCUAUUGCUGUACAUCAGCCACAUAAAGUAAAAGAGACGCUCCACAACAACUCAGCAGAAUACACGACAAAACAAUCAAAGAGCUUUCAGAGAAGAAGCCAACUUUUUGAUGAAGAAGAAACUCAUUCUGUCAUCAGCACAAUGUCAGAGGAUAUGGUGAACUGUGCAGCGAGCCUCACGGAUGUGGCUGACAUAAGUUUGGCCUUCAUGCCCAAGAAUGAAACCUACAGAAACACCUACCAAAGACCUGCAUCUGCCUGCUAUGAACGACCAGAGUCAGCCUGCUAUGAAAGGCCAGAAUCAGCCUGUAGUGAUAUGAGGCCAAUGGGUAAACCUCCAACAGUGCCCCCCAAAUCUGAAAAAGCUCUUCGACGAGCACAAAGACUUGCAACGAGGCGUAUGAAAAAAGCAGAGACCCCCAAGAUGCCGCCUGAAAACCAAGACCAGCUAGAGUCCGAAUCAAACAGAGAUCUCACCGGCAUGCCCUCUUCACCUUCGGAAAUGCUGUCAACACAUCUAGCGGUACAAGCCACACCUCCUCUUUCCCAGUAUGACAUCCAGCCAAAUUACACUCACCCAACACACAGUAUAGUUGCCCAGCCUCUCCCCAUGACACAGAGAAAGCUUUUGCAAGACCCAAACUCAGGGCAGUACUUUAUGGUGGACGUACCAUUAACGAUUAAGACAAAGACAUUUUAUGACCCAGAAACUGGUAAAUACGUACAGUUGAAUGUCCGUCAGAGGUCUCAGGGUGCUCUAACGCAGCCAGCAUCGGUGGAGAUGUUAAACACUCCCUACAUGCUGUAUCGUGGGUUUCUGCCAAUGGCUGCGUCUUCAUUACCACCCUUGAGGUCAUCGUCCGAAAUGUCAACACCGGCUGCGUUAACAGACGAACAGGAUAAGACUGAGGCAGGAAGUGAACUGUGGAGACAGAAUGUUUAUCCGCAAAAUGCGGAAAACAGCAUUAACACCAAUGAAAGACACACAGAUAUUAUAACUAUGAGUGAAUUAGAGGACUUUGCAAUGGAGAGCACAUGACGAGUAAAUACUGUUUGUACACAAAUCUAAAGUUACACACUGUAUAUCUAAGCUAUUUAACUGUGACUUUAAAUAAGUUAAAUGAGUUCUUAAAACUGUUUUCGAUUUGUAUUUAAGGAUUGCUGUUGUGUUUUGUAGCUGAGGUAACCGUAAUCAGGGAGGGCUGGGGCUCUUUAUUCUCAGAAAAAGUCAAGGGAAGAACUGUGAAGCAUUCCAAUUAUGUUAAGUUGAAAAUAAUUUUGCAGUGUACUUGUUUAUAAUACAACAAAGACCAUGCCCACAGAGCACACAGUACAUUCAAGGGAAGUACAUUUCAAAAGUGACUAGCAUUUUAGUGCUAAAUGCUACAGCCUCAUCCUCAGACCCAGACAGAAUCUCCACUGAUCAUUUCGUCAAAAGAAAAUUCAAGCUGUUUUUUUUUAAUCAGAUUUUCCAAAUGGCCCACAAUAUGCAUGAAAACUGUACACUAUGAAAGUUUUGCAGUUUAAAAAUAAGUACUUGUGCCAUAAAGUGCCAACUUUUCUCUUGAUGUGCUUUAGCAGAUUGCAUAUUAAAAAGGGGUGGUCUAUCUUUACCUUGCCAUGGUUGAUGAUGUAUGACGAUGAAAUGAUUGCCUUAUAAACAACUACUGCAAUGUACUAUUUUUACAGUCUUUCAAAAGCUCAUUACAUCAUCAUUAAAGAAAGAUUUGAAAUCAAAA